Messenger RNA from Alligator sinensis (Chinese alligator), 1261 nucleotides. It is a transcript of the gene PTMA, whose product is annotated as prothymosin alpha. The transcript is spliced from 5 exons. Gene Ontology annotation, biological process: positive regulation of transcription by RNA polymerase II; negative regulation of apoptotic process. Gene Ontology annotation, molecular function: histone binding. The record is from RefSeq and is a predicted model, not a curated record. Lineage: Eukaryota; Metazoa; Chordata; Crocodylia; Alligatoridae. Gene Ontology annotation, cellular component: nucleus. The coding region runs from base 16 to 381 and encodes 121 amino acids.
GUGCCUGCGCGUCGAAUGCCCGAGGCCGCAGCCGUCCCGCGCUGGGGUGCUCCCUCGAGUAUCGGUGCUCGUGCUCUGCGCGGGAGAAAGGAUCUAAAAGAGAAGAAGGAAGUCGUGGAAGAGACGGAAAACGGCAGAGAUGCGCCGGCCAACGGCAACGCUGAGAACGAGGAAAACGGGGAGCAGGAAGCCGACAACGAAGUAGACGAGGAGGAGGAAGAAGGCGGCGAGGAGGAAGACGAGGAGGAAGAGGGUGAUGGUGAGGAAGAGGACGGUGACGAAGACGACGAAGCCGAGGGGGCCACGGGCAAACGGGCGGCUGAGGAUGAUGAGGACGACGAGGUCGACCCCAAGAAGCAGAAAACCGACGAAGACGACUAGGCAGCGCGUUUUGGGGAUUUUUUUUUUUUUUUUUUUUUUUAAAUAAGGAAUAAAAAAAAACAAACCAGAAAGGCCAGCACACCCUCGCCCUCGCCACCCCUGCCCUGGUCACCUUCACCAAGUAGAGCAAGACCCCCCAGCCCCGUCCCCUCGUGCCGCCACCGCAGAACGAGCAGACACAAAAAUAAAGAUUCCCCCGUUAGCGGGGGCCAAACCCCCCUCCCUCCGUCCCCCCUCAAAGCACCAAAACUUCAAGGCCCUGCUUUCUUUCUUAAAAGUACUUUAAAGGAGAAUUUGUUUGUAUUUUUUAUUUACAUUUUAUAUUUUUGUACAUAUUGUUAGGAGGUCAGCCAUUUUCAAGUGAUCUCGGAUUGACCAAAAGGGGGGCUUUGAAGUGUAUAUCUCUCGUUCACCCAUCUCCGACUUUACUUGUGCUGUGACCAGGUUCAUAAACGCCAUCUCCAAGGAGAGGAAAAAAAAAAAAAAAAGCAAAAAAAUAAAAUAAAAAACCAGUGAAAAAAAUGACCAACCUUGUAAAAAAACAAAAAAAAAAACCAAAACAAAAAUGCAAAAAAAAAAAAAUUACAAUCUUAUUUCGAGCAUUCCAGUAACUUUUUUUUGUGUAUGUACUUUUUAGCUGUACUAUAGGUAGUGGUUUGUAUGAGACGGCAAGGCCAAAGAUAAAAAAGGGGUUUUGGUUUUUUUGGGGAUUUUUGUUUUGGGUUUUUUUGUUUUUUGUUUUGGUUUUUUCUGUCUAUGAAGUUGCUGUUUAUUUUAUUUUAAGGAAAAAAAUAAUUUUUUUGGCCUGUUUGAUGUAUGUGUGAAACCGUGUUGUCCAACAAUAAACCGGAAUUUUAUUUUGCUGAGUUGUUCUAACGAA